AUGGGGAGUGGCGGUCGUGGCAAUCAGUGUGACUGCAACUCCACAUCUCUCUCCCUGGAAGAGGCUAUCCUGAUUCCGGUUAUCCCGGAGGAUACUCUGGAGCGAAAGUUCUACAUGGACUUCCGGUUAUGGCACAUCCUCCUCAUGGGGUUCGCAAGCGUCAUGGCUGUUGUUAUCUGUGUCUGCUGCUGCGUCCGAUUUCGCAUACCCCGCACCAAGCAAGAAAUUGAAGCUGAUUAUAUGAGAAAAAAGAUCACCAGGAAAUUCAAGAAACAGUUGCAGUGCAUCCAGAACACGGAGAUGGACGAGAUGGAUUUGAAACGAGCUCUAGAAAGAGUGAGGGCGGAGUUCAAAUCAGACACGGAAAGCUUGGCUCAAAGCGAAGCCUUUAGCACGAGUUCGGGAGCCCCCAAUGACGACUCAGUGUUCAGAAAGUCCAGUGGAGGUGACGUAGGAGUGUCUAUCGAGGAUCUCAUCGAGAAACAGAAGAAAGGAUUCGGAUCAAAAAUUGCCUCGUUUGUUGGCUUUCUGCGGCCGAGAAGAGUUCAACAAUCUGCAGAUAAACAAACAAAGCUAGGAGUGUAAUGUAGAAUUAUAGAUAGCUUUCUUUGUCAUUUGUAUUUAGUAUGAAUACAAUUUUGGGUAAAGGAGAAAUAAUAUUUAGUUAAUAAAAGGGUCGUUUUUUCAACAUCCGAUCUCACACCACGACGGCCAGACACGUGGCAGGUCUGCAGUGUGCGCAG
This is a messenger RNA of Homalodisca vitripennis (glassy-winged sharpshooter), 743 nucleotides long. RefSeq names its product transmembrane inner ear expressed protein. NCBI's taxonomy places the organism in Eukaryota, Metazoa, Arthropoda, Insecta, Hemiptera, Cicadellidae. The record is from RefSeq and is a predicted model, not a curated record. The transcript has 5 exons. The coding region runs from base 1 to 585 and encodes 194 amino acids.